CGAGUUGCGGCCAUUUUAUUUCUCUGUAGCGUUUGAGACGGUUGUCGUGCUGUACUUGAAAUAAUCAGUCUCACAAAUUAUUUUUCAAUUUUUAAAUUUUAAUUAAAAUUAAUUUAUAAUCAUGAGGGAAAUUGUGCACAUUCAAGCUGGUCAAUGCGGAAACCAGAUUGGAGCUAAGUUCUGGGAAAUCAUCUCUGAUGAACAUGGUAUUGACCCAACUGGAGCUUACCAUGGAGACUCUGAUCUUCAACUUGAACGUAUUAAUGUAUACUACAAUGAAGCAUCAGGUAGUGGAAAAUAUGUUCCCCGUGCUAUAUUAGUUGAUUUGGAACCAGGCACCAUGGAUUCAGUGCGAUCUGGACCUUUUGGUCAGAUCUUCAGACCAGAUAACUUUGUAUUUGGUCAAUCUGGGGCAGGUAACAACUGGGCUAAAGGACAUUACACUGAAGGUGCUGAACUUGUAGAUUCAGUACUUGAUGUUGUCAGGAAAGAAGCUGAAAGUUGUGACUGCCUUCAAGGUUUUCAAUUAACGCAUUCAUUGGGUGGAGGUACUGGAUCCGGUAUGGGAACUUUAUUAAUCUCAAAAAUUCGUGAAGAAUAUCCUGAUAGAAUAAUGAAUACAUAUUCAGUUGUUCCAUCACCUAAAGUGUCAGAUACUGUUGUAGAACCUUAUAAUGCCACUUUAUCUGUUCAUCAAUUAGUUGAAAACACUGAUGAAACUUAUUGUAUUGACAAUGAAGCUUUAUAUGAUAUAUGUUUCCGUACUCUUAAACUUACCACUCCAACCUAUGGAGACUUAAACCAUUUGGUUUCUUUGACCAUGUCAGGGGUAACAACUUGUCUCAGAUUUCCUGGACAGCUUAAUGCUGAUCUCCGUAAACUUGCUGUCAAUAUGGUUCCUUUCCCUAGAUUACAUUUCUUCAUGCCUGGAUUUGCUCCUCUUACCUCACGUGGCAGUCAACAAUAUAGAGCAUUGACUGUACCUGAACUUACCCAACAAAUGUUUGAUGCCAAGAAUAUGAUGGCAGCUUGUGACCCACGACAUGGACGUUACUUGACCGUUGCAGCAGUUUUCAGAGGUCGUAUGUCCAUGAAAGAAGUUGACGAACAAAUGUUAAACAUUCAAAAUAAGAACUCAAGCUACUUCGUUGAAUGGAUCCCUAACAAUGUUAAAACAGCUGUCUGUGACAUUCCUCCAAGAGGUUUGAAAAUGUCUGCUACUUUUAUUGGUAAUUCAACUGCCAUUCAAGAAUUAUUUAAGAGAAUCAGCGAACAAUUCACUGCUAUGUUCAGGCGUAAAGCUUUCUUGCAUUGGUAUACUGGUGAAGGUAUGGAUGAAAUGGAAUUCACUGAAGCUGAAUCAAACAUGAAUGAUCUUGUAUCUGAAUACCAACAAUAUCAAGAAGCUACCGCUGAUGAGGAAGCUGAAUUUGACGAAGAACAGGAACAAGAAGUUGACGAAAACUAGACAUGUUUUAGAUAGCUUUAAAAUACAAUUUUUGUUACUAUUAUUUUAAAUGAGAUCCUGUAUAUUAAUCCUUUUUUUUUAUACUUAUGCUUAAUUCAUUCCAUCUUAAAACUUCUUUUGUACUAAAAAAUCACUGCUUUUUUAUUUAAAUUAUAAUAUUGAACAAUAUAGCUUUAUGACAUUAAACUUUGGAAUUAUUUUCAAGCACA
Messenger RNA from Daktulosphaira vitifoliae (grape phylloxera), 1677 nucleotides. RefSeq names its product tubulin beta-1 chain. Gene Ontology annotation, biological process: microtubule cytoskeleton organization; mitotic cell cycle. Bases 122 to 1468 code for a protein of 448 amino acids. Gene Ontology annotation, cellular component: microtubule; cytoplasm. NCBI's taxonomy places the organism in Eukaryota, Metazoa, Arthropoda, Insecta, Hemiptera, Phylloxeridae. Gene Ontology annotation, molecular function: GTPase activity; structural constituent of cytoskeleton; GTP binding. The record is from RefSeq and is a predicted model, not a curated record. The transcript is spliced from 4 exons.